AUGAGCGAUUCCGAACUGAGUGAUGGUGAGGCAAGCGGUGUUCCAGAGCCGCAGCAGGAGCCUCCGCCAUGGACGGGCGGGAAGAACGCCGUGACCGCGGCCCUCACGGGCGACACUUCCUUCUCGCUCGAGCGGCGAGCGCAGGCCCAGGCCAAGGGGUUCGCAGGCCACCUCAACAGCAUCUUCACGGGCUUCAUCGACAACGUCGUGAUGCCCACGUGGCGCAGCAGCAAGGGCGCGGCCACGAUCGACGUCUUGCGACCCACCACCUCCCACCUGUCUCAGGAUCACUUGCUGCGUGUGUCCUCCAGACCGACAGAGCUGCACGUGCAGCGUGCGCCGUCGACGGGGGACCCCAUCGUGCGGCGCGUGCCGAAGUUUCUGCUCGCGCGGGCGCGCCUGAAGCCCCCGAACGAGGCAAAGCGGCCCCGCCAGCGCCCGGGGGCGCAGGGAGAUGCCAGCGACCUGGUGGCGCGCGCGGGGGCUCGGCUGAAGAUGUCUCGGUACUGGACGAUCGGCGAUCCGGACCCCGAGGGGUGGCUUUGGCGAAAAGACCCCCCCGGGCAGUUCAGCAUAGGCGCUGUGUACGACGUCGACUACCAACAGCUCGCCCCGCACUGCCGCAUCGCCAUCGGCGACACCGUGCGAAUAAGGGUCGCGCCGGACCCCGCGAUCCGGCUGCGGGGCGCGUGGAACAUCCCAAACACCCCGAUGCAGGUCUCCGGCCACUUCGAGUGCCCGAUGGACAACCUCCGGCGCUUCUGGGAGCCCCCGUCGCGCCUGUCGCUGCGCCUGCACUACGCCGUCGGGUCCGGCGUGCACAUCGCCCCCGACGGCCUCGACGUCGACACCAAGUUCCGCCCCGGCGGGAAGGAGUCCAGCACUGUCGUGCACUGCGCUGGCAGUGUGCGCGUACCCCGGGAGCUGCCGAUCCCGGAAGGCGAUCCGAUGUUCGAGGUGGAUCUGCGCCGCCUGGGCGUCAAGACGUCGUGGUGA
Molecule: messenger RNA, 996 nt
Organism: Pedinophyceae sp. YPF-701
Lineage: Eukaryota; Viridiplantae; Chlorophyta; Pedinophyceae
Source: the annotation of a GenBank genome assembly